Ricinus communis (castor bean) is the source of this 1804-nucleotide messenger RNA. RefSeq names its product probable 2-carboxy-D-arabinitol-1-phosphatase. The record is from RefSeq and is a predicted model, not a curated record. The coding region runs from base 132 to 1649 and encodes 505 amino acids. NCBI's taxonomy places the organism in Eukaryota, Viridiplantae, Streptophyta, Magnoliopsida, Malpighiales, Euphorbiaceae. The transcript has 9 exons. Gene Ontology annotation, molecular function: phosphatase activity.
AUAUAUUCUGUUAUGUACACGUGUCAUUUUAACGAUGCGUUUCUAGUGCGAUAGAAUCAACACCAAUGAGCCAUUAACUGCAAAACUAAACCAACAGAAAUUAGCGCCAAAAAUUAAAGGAAAAAACACAUAUGAAAAUGUUUUCGCUUUCAGUUUCGCCUUCUCGCCUUCUCUUCCGUCACUUGAACCCAUGUCCGCCCACCUUCACAGUCCGCUCAUCUUCAAGCAUUCAAGAAAUCGAGAAACAAGAAAACAAAGAAUUGAGCUCAGAGCUUUAUUCUACGACACCGUUUCCUUCGAUAAAAGCUGCCAAACGAGUGGUGUUGGUAAGGCACGGGCAGAGCACGUGGAAUGCUGAAGGAAGGAUUCAAGGGAGUUCUAAUUUUUCUGUUUUAACUCAGAAAGGGCAAGCUCAAGCUGAGACUUCUCGCCAGAUGCUUUUUGAUGAAUCCUUUGAUGUCUGCUUCAGUAGUCCUUUAAUUCGGUCGAAAAGAACUGCCGAGAUUAUAUGGGGAUCUCGCAAUGAGGAAAUUCUUACUGAUUCUGAUUUGAGAGAAAUCGACCUGUAUUCCUUUCAAGGACUUCUGAAGCAUGAGGGCAAGGAGAAGUUUGGGGCGGCUUAUCGCCAAUGGCAGGUAGAUGCUGCCAAUUUUAAUAUUGACGGUCACUAUCCAGUAAGGGAAUUGUGGGAACGAGCUAGAAACUGUUGGUAUAAAAUUCUAUCCCAUGAAAGCAGAUCUGUUCUUGUAGUUGCUCAUAAUGCUGUUAAUCAGGCUCUUGUUGCAACAGCUAUUGGAUUGCCAACUGAGUAUUUUAGGAUUUUACUUCAGAGCAAUUGUGGUGUAAGUGUGUUGGAUUUUACUCCCUGCCCUGAGGGUGGGUCUCCCAGUAUAUUCCUUAAUCGUUUGAAUCAGACACCAAGUUCACCUGUUGCUGCUGGAAGUGCUGCAGGCAGAAAAACCAGUAAGAGGAUCAUACUCGUUUGUCAUGGAACCAUACAGGGUGAUGCUGAGGGUAGUUUUCCUAAUCCUGGGAAUCAACCAAUGAAUAUGCUCGGAAUUAUACAGUCCCAGAAAACUGCAGAGCUUCUUCUUGAUCUGAAAGUAAGCACUAUAUUUAGCAGCCCUACAAAUGCUUGUGUUGAGACAGCCAAGGCCAUCUCCAGAGUACAAGAAGCAGCUGAUUGCUUGGGUGCCGAUUGUGUGCCACGGUAUGUAGAAUUGAAACACGUAGAGGACCUUGAUGUCAAAGACCUCCUUCAGGAAUCAAACAAGGAUGCAAGCAAGGCUCCAGGAUAUCCGUCUGGUCUUUUGAAUAUGUUGGAGGAUGAAGCACUUUUAGCACUCUGGGGUCAGUCUGGGAAAGCCUGGCAGUCUUUGUUAAACGAACUAGCCGAUGAAUCCAACCCAGAAAAAGUAGUAGUUGUAGUUGGUCAUUCUGCAAUUCAUAUAGCUCUGAUGGCACACUGUCUGAAUCUAACCAAGGAGUGGAUGGGAUCAUUUCAUCUGGACGCAGGGAGUAUUAGUGUCUUAGACUUUCCUGAUGGACCUACUGGAAGAGGUAUUAUCCGGUGCAUAAAUUACACAGCUCAUUUGGGAAGAUGGUCUAUUCCCAUUACAAGAUCAACAGUGGAUGACGAAGAGUUUUAAUGUUUAGCAAGUUCGUAUAGUGUCAAUAUUAACAUGACAUGAUACUUGAGCAUGAACUUAUAGAAAUCCUCCAAACAGACUGUGAAUCAUAAUGUAAACUAAUACUCAAUGAGAAUCGUGCUGAGUGAAAUUUGAAUUCGAAACCUUCUCACAAA